Molecule: messenger RNA, 2515 nt
Organism: Cololabis saira (Pacific saury)
Lineage: Eukaryota; Metazoa; Chordata; Actinopteri; Beloniformes; Belonidae
Gene: prlh2
Product: prolactin releasing hormone 2
Exons: 3
Coding region: 1983-2342 (119 amino acids)
Molecular function (GO): hormone activity
Source: RefSeq, a predicted model, not a curated record
GGCACCUCAAAGCCAAAACUUAUUUUUAAAGGAUAUUUGAAUUGUGCGAACAUGAUUAUAAUUCAUGCUGUAAUUUGUAAUUUGACAUGAUCCAUGGGGCUUCCCGACCCAGGUGGGACUUGAACCCACAAUCCCCAGCUCCGGAGGCUGAUGCCUUAUCCAUUAGGCCACUGGGCCACAUCUUGGUAUGUAACGGUGUUUCUCACAGCACUUGAAAACCACAAAAUCAGUUUUUUUUAAUGAAUGCCUGGAGAUCAAUGGCAGGAGAUGCUUUCUCCCCACAACUUCCCCUAUUUACCAUUUACCAACUGUCAUAUUUAUUGAUAAUAUUACAACCUUCAAGAGUUUCAAUGAAUUUCCUGCUAGUGAAGUCAAUUCAAACACAUAAAGAAACACAGUGCAAACCAAAUUACAAAGUUAAACAGUUUUUGGUAACAGUCGGACUUCAGAUGUUUUGUUAGUUUAAAGAUGCAUCAUUUUAGGUUUUGCUUGUUGAUUGUUAAUUUCCAUUGAUGUACAGAAAAAGAACCCGAGACAUGUUCAGUCUUGGUUUAUUUUUUUCCUCUGAGCAUUUCAUGGGACAUCCACUGCUACACAACUGGCGAAGCAUUAAAAAUGCUUUUCAAUUGUGAAUAAUCCUCCCACUGGUAGAAUGUUGAACACCACACUGUUUGGAAGUAGGUUUAUCUUUUUAGGCCUUUACAGACUAAUAUACAGUAAUAAUUACAUCUCAAAGACCAUUCCUUAUGCUUUUCUUUCUUAGCAUUGUACUAACACAUAUGUUAAUGCUGCAGAUCAGCAAAUGUAAUUCAAAGCUAAGUAAUAACUCUGAACUACUUGCUGCACAACAAUUUUACAAACUUAGGGGGUCCCAGAAAAAUUGAUAUUGAUUUUUAUGUCCGAUUUUUCCAUCCAGUCGUCACUUCAGACACCCAAAUGCUCUCAAGCACAAAAUAACUGAUUUCUUGCGUAACAUUUCCCCACAUACACUUUUAUAAUGGUACUCUUCAUGCUAUGUGCUUCUUAAGAUGAAACUGUAUGGUUAAGUGCACAAUUUGGACAUUUUCUUCCAUUGAUUUAAAUGCUCUAAGAUGUCUUCACACCUGAAUACAUUCAACAAGGUGAAUUUCUUAUGAGCUUGGUGGCUUAAUUCACAUUCAUCACUUUUACCAACUAAUCUGUUGGUUGGAAACAGCAUACAAAGUUUCUGACUUCUCCUUUGGCAAAUUUUUAUGGAAUUUUCUGGCUCUGAAGUGCCGAGGGUAUCUUUUAUUAUCAAAUAUGUAUAUUUUUAUACAAUAGUUGUCUUGUUAGCUUCAUCAUGCGUGUACAACUGAAUUUGAUAUUUUAAUUUUCAGCAGCUGUAUUUAUAAUAUUAUCCAGAAAGUUCCACCUGCUUGUAAGUUGCUCUGACAUGAUGUCGUGUUCAAGAAUACAUGGUUGAUUGUGUCCUGCCGUGUGGCUUGUAAUCAAGCUGAUUGAUGAAAGACUCAUCAAAAACGCCCACCACAGCUCCGGGUCAGCGUCUGACAGAGCUACUUGAUCUGAUGGGUCCCCCCAUGUUCACUAAUUUAAAGUUGUCUGCAUGCCAUUGACUCCCUGAUGGACUGCUCUGCUGCGUGACGGACAUCAGGAAGGCUCCAAAUCCAAACAAGCAUUCUGAAAGGGACCAGGGGUUUUAAAGAGUGGGAGGAGGAUGAGGAGGAGGAGAAGGAGGAGGAGGAGGGGAGGAUGGGUGAUGCAUCCUGUGUUCUGGGAUCACUGAGUGAGUGACGUUCUUGAUUCAUCAUCCAAGUGCCUGAAGAGCAGCAUGGAUACAUAUAUAAGCUGAGGCAACACCUGCUCUUCAAUAACGACUUCAAACCUCCACCAACUGACCUCAGCCUGCUUACCAAAGUUCAGGACUGCCGUGCGUUUCAGGUGUCCUAAAAAAAAAAAGGAAAGUGAAGUGUCCUCCCCGGUGCCUUGCCAGACUCCAGAGCAUGCUGUGUGUGAGCGCGGCUGAUGCGCGGCGCUGCGUGCUGAGCGCGGCUCUGCUGCUCCUGCUCUCCUCCUGCCUCAGCAUCAGCUCAGCAUCAGCUCACAGUACCACCGUGGAGCACGACUUCCACAUCGUUCACAACGUUGACAAUAGAAGUCCAGAGAUAGACCCAUUCUGGUAUGUGGGCCGUGGGGUGAGACCCAUCGGCCGAUUCGGGAAGAGACACAGCAGCGUGGAAGAGCUGGGGAGAGGCGAGGUACAGCCUGUCGUCAGGACAUUGGAGCUGCUGCUCAACAGCCUCAGAAAUAAGGAGGACCUGGGAAAAGUACUCGAUGGAGAGGAAAGCGAUUGGUUGCCAUGACGAGGUGUUCUCCUCCCCCAUCCCUCCAAAAGUUUAUAGUGUUUUCCUUCUCGUUUUUCCAUAAUUGAACUUGUACAUUCUUUUACUUCCAACCUCGUCUGUCAUGGCGUUUUGGAGAAGUCAUUCUCCAAAAGCAUCUGUACAUAAAAAUGCAUUAUAUAUUGAUUAAUAAA